Messenger RNA from Prorocentrum cordatum, 165 nucleotides. NCBI's taxonomy places the organism in Eukaryota, Dinophyceae, Prorocentrales, Prorocentraceae. The record is from the annotation of a GenBank genome assembly.
GCCGCCCUCCUGGCGCCGGGCGGCCAGGCGGGCUCCACGCGGCAGGCGCCCCCGGGCGUGCCCACGCAGCCGCUCCGGCCGCCCACGCCAGUCACGGCGGCGGUGGCGCCCGCGUCGGCAUCGUCCGCGCCCGUGCCUCCGCUGGCCCCGCCCGCGACGACGGGG